AUGGUGAACCGUACUUCCAGUGACGCCAACGCUACCCCGGUACCUGUUGCUCCUGUCGCCAAGCGCAAGCGACGUGCUUCCUGCUUGGGUGAACAGGAGCGCCGCGAACGUAAGCGAGCCAUCGAUAGGGAGGCUCAGAGAUCACUCCGGGAGAAGACAAAGACACACAUCGCCGAGCUAGAACGAACAAUACAAAUCCUACGGGAUCAAGACCGCAAUGGAGCGACGGCGAGCUUGCUUUCUGAAAUUGACACUCUACGGACGGAAAAUGAGCGGCUCAAGGAUGUCAUCGAGAGCGUGAAGAGUGUGAUUGGAGGUGAUGUCCUAUCGAGGAACACGGCUCCACCAGCAACAAAUGGGGGAGGUUCAGGAAACUCGCCUGUGGCGAGCAGUGCUGACGAGGCUCACCGACUGGUAGGUCAGCCAUCCCCAAGACCACGGACUACCUCCUUCACCUGCGAGGCCAAGCCGCCGCAACUGACGGUCGAUGAUCUGUCGAAUCCCUUCCAUGUAUACGAUCAGAAACUAAACAUAGCCGGGCCGCUCGAUAUUGAUGGUAUGACCAUCAUGGGAGAUAUGGAAGCACAUCCGGCCUCCAUUGCAGACCUUGGGUCUAACCUCGACAUGAGCAUCAACCUUGCGCCCGUUGAGAGGCCACCUAAAGAUGAUGAUGUGGAAGAGCUGCCUUGGGGAGACGAUCCAGCGACCGCUUCCUGGGCACCUAUGAUGGCCGAGAUGUUUGGACUGAACUGGCGCAAACCCUCAAACCCUGUAGUCUUAUAUAUCGGUGACCCCGAACCUCCAUUGGUCCCCUCUCACUCCCCUAUCACACCAUGCGAGAUAUCAAGAAAGACCAACGAGCUGCUUGGGAAGGUGUUUUCGUACCGAUCGACAGCAGGUGCCGGAUCACUAGCCUUUCAUAAAGGAUACCACGCCGAAGUAGAGCUUCUGUACCUAGGCAUCAAGGACGGCUGGUCUGCCACAUAUAACGAGUGGAUGCAGAGUCCCACGCUCUCCAUCUUAAAACAAGUCGACGAGCUGCUGUUCUGUGAGCUCCCAAAGGUGCAGAGAUUGGCUGCCGCGUACAAGAACUUCAAGCUAUUAAAGUACUAUCUCAACGCAACGAAAGAAGAACUAGCCAAAGUCCCCGCCUGGCUUCGACCCGGCAUCAGCCAGUCGCGCACCCAACACCCCAUUGCAAUCGACUUUUUCGCCUGGCCAACGCUACGAGACCGCCUCAUCGAGAUGCAAGAUACAUUCCUAUACCGCCCGGACUUCUCGUACGAUUACCGCAACUACCUGCGCUUCGAGUGGCCGUUCUCCUACGAAGACGCCUUCUACUUUGACGAGGCGUCUGCUACGCACUAUCCCAGCCCCGUGUUCGAGAGGUAUCAUGGCGACUUGAAGAAUUGGAGUGUUGCGCCGCAGUUCUUUACUCGGUUUCCGGAGAUGUGGGGCGACAUUGAGGGGGAUCGGAAGAGGUUUUGUGAGGAAGUGUAG
Dothidotthia symphoricarpi CBS 119687 is the source of this 1500-nucleotide messenger RNA. RefSeq lists its product as uncharacterized. Bases 1 to 1500 code for a protein of 499 amino acids. Gene Ontology annotation, biological process: regulation of DNA-templated transcription. Gene Ontology annotation, molecular function: DNA-binding transcription factor activity. The transcript has 5 exons. The record is from RefSeq and is a predicted model, not a curated record. Lineage: Eukaryota; Fungi; Ascomycota; Dothideomycetes; Pleosporales; Dothidotthiaceae.